AUGAAUAGUUGUGGUAACGCUUAUUGUCAUGGUGGUCCGUGCAGUUGCAAUUUGUAUUACGGUCAUGAAAAUAACAACACUUGUGCAUACUCAAUGUUCUAUAGUACUCAUCAUGAGUAUCAAAAAGAUGAAAAUUAUUCCGAAAACAUGUAUUCCUUCGCUUCUUCUCCUUCUUCUUCUUCGUCUUCAGUUGAUUGUACUCUCUCCUUAGGUACACCUUCCACUCGUCUUAGUACUACCAAUGAUGAAAAGCGAGUUCAUGAGUCGUCAACGACGACUCAUGAACAACGUCGUUCUUCUUCUUACAUGUCAAAAUGUUGGAAUAUUCUACAGAACAAAAAUCAUACUUCAUCGACUCAUCAUCACAAAUCUGGUCGUGGUAGUAACAACGUUAAUUCGGGUAGCAACAACGCUGACCCACUUGUAGCCCGUCGAUGUGCUAAUUGUGACACUACUUCUACACCUUUAUGGAGAAAUGGUCCUAGAGGACCUAAGUCACUUUGUAAUGCGUGUGGGAUUCGAUUUAAAAAAGAAGAGAGGAGAGCUAGUGCAGCAGCCGCGGCUAAUGGUAACGCAGGUGGAAUCGGAAUGGAGAGCAGUACACAACAUACGAUAAACGGAUCGUGGGUUCAUAAUUCACAAGGACAGAAAAUGCCGUGUUACACAUCACCUUAUGGAAAUCAUGAAUUUAGGUUUAUUGAAGAUCAUGAUGAUCGUGAUUCUGAUAAUGCAAUUUCAUUUUGGCCAUUUUUAGCAUCUCAGCAUUGUUGA
Molecule: messenger RNA, 771 nt
Organism: Solanum verrucosum
Lineage: Eukaryota; Viridiplantae; Streptophyta; Magnoliopsida; Solanales; Solanaceae
Product: GATA transcription factor 19-like
Exons: 2
Coding region: 1-771 (256 amino acids)
Biological process (GO): flower development; regulation of DNA-templated transcription
Molecular function (GO): zinc ion binding; DNA-binding transcription factor activity; sequence-specific DNA binding
Source: RefSeq, a predicted model, not a curated record